GACCAAGAUCAGUAAAUGUUCGGAUUUCUUGAUCAAUCAAGGAUGUAGCUGGAAUUCGGAAGCACAUCUAUGUAUAGUUGCAGGGGCGAGGUUGUAGCCAUAUGCCAUCAAGACCAGUUCCAGCGACAACCUGCUGUCAGUUGGCUUGUCGGCAGCGAACAAGAGCUAUCCAUCAAUGUCUCUGAUGGCCAGAGACAGUGCCUCACCGCGCCGAAUAAGCCGGUAUAUUUUGGCAGUAAUUACUCUUUUUAUGAGGAUUCGCUUUUAAGUAGCGGCUCCUGCAACAAGGAUUAGCUCCUACCCAGCUGGUGCUGUGCGGUUCUUGCCGCUUCGCAACGCUUAGCCGAG
This is a messenger RNA of Linderina pennispora, 348 nucleotides long. RefSeq lists its product as uncharacterized. NCBI's taxonomy places the organism in Eukaryota, Fungi, Kickxellomycota, Kickxellomycetes, Kickxellales, Kickxellaceae. The record is from RefSeq and is a predicted model, not a curated record. The transcript has a single exon. The coding region runs from base 70 to 294 and encodes 74 amino acids.